This is a messenger RNA of Myotis myotis, 5746 nucleotides long. RefSeq names its product potassium sodium-activated channel subfamily T member 2 (gene KCNT2). The record is from RefSeq and is a predicted model, not a curated record. Gene Ontology annotation, cellular component: membrane. Bases 1 to 3408 code for a protein of 1135 amino acids. The transcript has 28 exons. Gene Ontology annotation, biological process: potassium ion transport. NCBI's taxonomy places the organism in Eukaryota, Metazoa, Chordata, Mammalia, Chiroptera, Vespertilionidae. Gene Ontology annotation, molecular function: intracellular sodium-activated potassium channel activity.
AUGGUCGAUCUGGAGAGCGAGGUGCCCCCUCUGCCUCCCCGGUACAGGUUUCGCGAUUUGCUGCUUGGGGACCAAGGAUGGCAAAACGACGACAGGGUCCAAGUUGAAUUCUAUAUGAAUGAAAACACAUUUAAAGAGAGACUAAAGUUAUUUUUUAUUAAAAAUCAGCGAUCCAGUCUAAGAAUACGCCUGUUCAAUUUUUCUCUCAAAUUAUUAAGCUGCUUGUUAUACAUCAUCCGAGUGCUGCUGGAAAGUCCCUCACAAGGAAAUGAAUGGUCUCAUAUCUUUUGGGUGAACAGAAGUCUGCCUUUAUGGGGCCUGCAGGUUUUAGUGGCCUUGAUCAGUCUAUUUGAAACCAUACUACUUGGUUAUCUCAGUUAUAAGGGGAACAUCUGGGAGCAGAUUUUACGAAUACCCUUCAUCUUGGAAAUAAUUAAUGCGGUUCCCUUCGUUAUCUCGAUUUUCUGGCCUGCUUUAAGGAAUCUCUUUGUCCCAGUCUUUCUGAACUGCUGGCUUGCCAAACAUGCCUUGGAAAAUAUGAUUAAUGAUCUGCACAGAGCCAUUCAGCGUACACAGUCUGCAAUGUUUAACCAAGUUCUGAUUUUGAUAUCUACAUUGCUUUGCCUUAUCUUCACCUGCAUCUGUGGGAUCCAGCAUCUGGAGCGGAUCGGGAAGAAGCUCAACCUCUUCGACUCCCUUUACUUCUGCAUCGUGACCUUCUCGACCGUGGGCUUUGGGGAUGUCACUCCCGAAACCUGGUCCUCCAAGCUCUUUGUCGUGGCUAUGAUCUGUGUGGCCCUUGUGGUCCUCCCCAUACAGUUUGAGCAGCUGGCCUACUUGUGGAUGGAGAGGCAGAAGUCGGGUGGGAACUACAGUCGCCACAGAGCUCAAACGGAAAAGCAUGUUGUCCUGUGUGUCAGUUCACUGAAGAUCGACCUACUUAUGGACUUUUUAAACGAGUUCUACGCCCACCCGAGACUGCAGGAUUAUUACGUGGUGAUUCUGUGCCCCACGGAAAUGGACGUGCAAGUCCGGAGGGUGCUGCAGAUCCCCAUGUGGUCGCAGAGAGUCAUCUACCUUCAAGGUUCCGCCCUGAAAGACCAGGAUCUGCUGAGAGCAAAGAUGGACGAUGCGGAGGCCUGCUUCAUUCUGAGCAGCCGCUGUGAGGUGGACAGGACGUCCUCUGACCACCAGACGAUCUUGAGAGCGUGGGCUGUAAAGGACUUUGCUCCCAAUUGCCCUUUGUAUGUCCAGAUUCUGAAGCCCGAGAAUAAAUUCCACAUCAAAUUCGCCGAUCAUGUUGUUUGUGAAGAAGAGUUUAAAUACGCCAUGUUAGCUUUAAACUGUAUAUGCCCAGCAACAUCUACACUUAUCACACUACUGGUUCAUACCUCUAGAGGGCAGGAGGGCCAGCAGUCGCCCGAGCAGUGGCAGAAGACCUACGGCAGGUGCUCGGGGAACGAGGUGUACCACAUCACGCUGGAGGAGAGCGCGUUCUUCGCCGAGUACGAAGGGAAGAGCUUCACGUACGCCUCCUUCCACGCACACAAGAAGUUCGGUGUCUGCCUGAUUGGUGUCAGGAGGGAGGACAAUAAAAACAUUCUGCUGAACCCAGGCCCCCGGUACAUUAUGAACGCCACGGAUGUGUGUUUUUAUAUUAAUAUCACCAAGGAAGAGAACUCAGCGUUUAAGAACCAAGACCAGCAGAAAAAGAGCAGUUUCUCGCGGUCCUUCUACCACGGGCCAUCGCGGCUGCCUGUGCACAGCAUCAUUGCCAGCAUGGGCACUGUGGCUAUCGACUUGCAAGACACUAGCUGUCGGUCGGCCAGUGGCCCUACCCUGACUCUUCCGACGGAGGGAAUCAAAGAAAUCCGAAGGCCCAGCAUCGCCCCUGUCCUGGAGGUUGCAGAUGCAUCAUCCCUUCAAACAUGUGACCUUCUCAGUGACCAAUCAGAAGAUGAAGCUACACCGGACGAAAAAAUGUCCUCAAACUUAGAGUACGCUAAAGGCUACCCCCCCUACUCUCCAUACAUAGGAAGUUCACCCACGUUUUGCCAUCUCCUUCACGAAAAAGUGCCAUUUUGCUGCUUAAGACUAGACAAGAGUUGCCAGCAUAACUACUAUGAAGACGCAAAAGCCUAUGGAUUCAAAAAUAAACUAAUUAUAGUUGCAGCUGAAACAGCUGGAAAUGGAUUGUAUAAUUUUAUUGUUCCUCUCAGGGCUUAUUAUAGACCAAAGAAAGAACUCAACCCCAUAGUGCUGCUGUUGGAUAACCCGCCAGAUAUCCACUUUCUGGAUGCAAUCUGUUGGUUCCCAAUGGUUUACUACAUGGUGGGCUCUAUUGACAACCUCGAUGACUUACUCAGGUGCGGCGUGACCUUCGCUGCCAACAUGGUGGUCGUGGACAAGGAGAGCACCAUGAGCGCCGAGGAGGACUACAUGGCUGACGCCAAGACCAUCGUCAACGUGCAGACCCUUUUCAGGCUGUUUUCCAGUCUCAGCAUCAUCACCGAGCUGACUCACCCCGCCAACAUGAGGUUCAUGCAGUUCCGAGCCAAAGACUGCUACUCCCUGGCCCUUUCCAAACUGGAGAAGAAAGAACGAGAGAGAGGUUCGAACUUGGCCUUCAUGUUCCGGCUGCCCUUUGCUGCCGGGCGGGUGUUCAGCAUCAGCAUGCUGGAUACCCUUCUCUACCAGUCGUUUGUGAAGGAUUAUAUGAUUUCCAUCACCAGACUCCUGCUGGGAUUGGACACUAUCCCAGGAUCGGGCUUCCUUUGUUCUAUAAAGAUUACCGAGGAGGACCUCUGGAUCAGAACGUACGCCCGGCUCUAUCAGAAGCUGUGUUCCUCCAGCGGAGACGUCCCCAUAGGGAUCUACAGGACUGAAUCUCAGAAGCUCGCUACGUCUGAGUCUCAAAUAUCAAUCAGUGUGGAGGAAUGGGAAGACACCAAAGACUGCAAGGACCAAGGUCAUCACCGAGGCAACCACCGCAACUCCACGUCCAGCGACCAGUCGGACCACCCCCUGCUGAGGAGAAAGAGCAUGCAGUGGGCCCGAAGGCUGAGCAGAAAAGGUCCCAGACACUCUGGUAAAACAGCUGAGAAAAUAACGCAGCAGCGACUGAACCUCUACAGGAGGUCAGAGAGACAAGAGCUUGCUGAACUUGUGAAAAAUAGAAUGAAACACUUGGGUCUUUCUACAGUGGGAUAUGAUGAAAUGAAUGACCACCAGAGCACCCUGUCAUACAUCCUGAUUAACCCGUCUCCGGACACCAGACUAGAGUUGAAUGAUGUUGUAUAUUUAAUCCGACCAGAUCCACUGUCAUACCUUCCCAACAGCGAACCCAGUCAAAACAGCAGCAUCUGCAAUGCCACUGGUCAAGACUCUCGGGAGGAAACUCAGCUUUGAUAACACAAAAAUAACGAACUUCUUGUUUUCCGACAAGGAGCUUGCUUGAAAGAACUCUCUAUUUUAGGAGGAAAAUAUGGCUGGCAUGAAAUAAACUAGACCGGACUAUCUUCAAAUCUCUCUUAUUGACACAAAUCUAUUCUCUUAGAAAUAUAGGUUAUUUUGAAAUUUAACUUACUGCUUAUUGGUAUUUCUCCUAGUAAUAUUGGAAAGACAUCCAGGGAAUGGUUUUGGAAAACCUAAAUGAAAACACACGAUUUUAAAUCUGCUCACUGCAUUGUUUGACAAUAAUCCGAACUGUCUGAAGUCAAUUUUUACAAAUUUUAAGGUUUUCUGGAAGUCAAUGAAAAAAUCCAGCUCUACUUGGUGCAUCAUAUUAUAUUCUUUAAAACUGGUCUUUUACAAAAUUGAGCUCAUCACCUUCUCUACACAGGGAUGACAAACUCGUGGGCUGACAUUUUUGUAGGAGUCAUAGUUUGCUUUAGAAUAUUAAGUCACCUUCACUUGUUUUGUUGCCUUUUCAUAGGAUACCAUGUUUAUUUUAGGACUUGAGAUGCUCAUAGCAUGUUUUACUACACCGAGGAAACCAGAACAAAUAAAAAGAAGUAUCGAGAAGCUGAGAUUUUUGCUCACUUUAUGUCUGACCCUCAUUGUAUGCCAAGGAGAGUGUAUUAAAAAGCAAAUAUCGAUUGUUCUCCUAAAAGAAUGCCUAAAUUGAGAAAAUACUUAAAGUAUAUUUGCUGACUUACAUUUAAUCCAGGAAUUGAAAUAGGCAGCGAUUUUCAUUGGACUAUUGAGCUUCAACAUUUUUUAUAUAUCUAUAUAGAGUAUUUCAUUAGAAAGGUAGUUUAAAAUUCAAAGAUGCAAAACUAUACUCCUUAUGGAAUACAAGAACAUUUGAAGCAUUAAAAGUCCUCUUUUAUGCCAUUAGUAUUGCAAUAAUCAUACCCAAAAACUGAUGUUAAAGAUUUGGAUUGAAUUUUGAAAAAUUAUCUAUGGGAAUAUACAGUAGUUUAACACUGUGAGGAUAAAGCAUUUAAUAAACAUAGUUUUGCCAUUUAAAUGGCAUAUAACUCGGGUAAAACUUAACAGUUAUAAAUGAAAUGUAAAUUGACUUUGGAUGACACCAAGGCCUUUGCCUGUAUUUCCAAAUCUCCUUCAGAAAAAUAAAGAAAAGCACAGAGUAUAGUUGUCUAUUAGUUGCAAUGUGUUAAGGUAGAGAGAGACAUUGGUAAAUUUAAAAAGUUAUUUUUCUUCCAACUUUGUAGUUUUCCUUUUUUCUGAAUUUGACAUUGAGUUUCAGUUCAGUAGAAAAUAGGACAUAUAAGACUUAGAUAAAUUUUAUCUUUUUUUUUUUUUCAUAGAGAAGCAGAGAAAUUGAAAGGAAAAUAGAAAGGUUAAAACAAAACAGAGAGAAAGGAAACCUAAUAGUCCCCAAAUAAUUCUAUGGAAAUAAAAAUGCAAAACAUAAACUGUGAAAUUGUAGAUUAUCGCCAUUCUAUAUUUUGGCUUAGAGAAUGAAAUGCCCAUUUGUGUGUGUUGUUGUUUAAUUUUUUGUACUUUACCUUACUCUCAUUUUGGAAUAGUAAAGCCACCAAGAAUUUCCUCCACAACAGGGAGCGCCUACCUUUAAUUUUCUUUCAUCAGACAGAGAAGUGGAAUUUAUAACCAGUUACUUAAAACGGAAAGCAUGCCUUAAAGCAAAGACUGUAUGCAUAGGUAUGUCCGUGUUAUAAGCACAUGGGAAAGGUAUUUGACAAACGCACAUUAACAUGCACUGUAUUCAAACUAAAGGCAGAAUCAAAGUAGUAUAUGCACUGGAGAGCAGCGAUGCAUUUACUGACCCUGUUUCAUAUUUGCACAUCAACAGUCAGUCUUUCUUUCAAUUGCCAUUUCUUUACAUCAUUACAGUUAUUGUUAGGAAUAAACAUAAGAUUUUAUGAAUCUUCCAUUUCUUCCCAGGAUCUCAAGUUAAGACUUUUUGCAUUAUGACAGCUGUCAAGACUAGGAUUUUAAGUUAAGACAUGACUAUGUUUCCUAUAAAACUAAAAACCCCAUUUCAUACAUUUUACAAUAAUUAUUUUUGAUUAUAAAUAUUCAUCCAAAUUUACUGUUUAACACAAUUCAUACAGCCUGCUGUAACAAUGACAGUUUAUUAGCCUUUCUGUUAUUUAAAGAAUAAAAACAUGCUAAUAAAAGCCUUUUAACAAAAACGGUUGCCUUUUUAAAAUACACUUGCACAUGAAAAUAAAACAUAAAGCUAAUAAUAGUCCUUGUAACCCUAAGGGAACAGGUUGUUUAUUGUCUAUGUAACAUUUUGCUACCAGUAACAUUGAAC